Messenger RNA from Bathycoccus prasinos, 2127 nucleotides. RefSeq lists its product with no specific name. NCBI's taxonomy places the organism in Eukaryota, Viridiplantae, Chlorophyta, Mamiellophyceae, Mamiellales, Bathycoccaceae. Gene Ontology annotation, cellular component: protein phosphatase type 2A complex. The transcript has a single exon. Gene Ontology annotation, molecular function: protein phosphatase regulator activity; calcium ion binding. Gene Ontology annotation, biological process: protein dephosphorylation. The record is from RefSeq and is a predicted model, not a curated record. The coding region runs from base 1 to 2127 and encodes 708 amino acids.
AUGCAGAUAUCGAACGCGUUUCUUCGCGAGGAAGAAGAAGCGGCGAAUGCGACGUCGUCGUCGUCGUCGAUUCCGUUUGGUUCGCCGGUUCGAAACAAAAACAAUACCAACCUCGCGCCGCCAAAGUCGCCGACGAGGAGUAGUUUUUAUACCAAGUCGAGCGUUACGGCAGCGUCGCCGCCAAAGUCGCCGAUUAAAUCGCCCGGGUCGAUGUUGUCGCCGACGAGAGAGAGUAAAAAGAAGCAGUUGAAGUUUGGUGAGGGUUUAUCGACGUCGUCGUUUUCUUCGCGCGACGAGGAGAAGAGGAACGACUCGGAGCUGCCGAUUCUUGAUAUCCCGGAGAGCGACGAUAGCGAAGAUUUUAGCGUGAGAACAAUCACGAGUUCCGUGCAACAGUUAGCUUUGGAGGCAGAGAAGGAGAACGUAGUGGAGAAGCAACAGCAACAUCAAAAGUCCUCACCGUUGAUUUUGGAGAAUAAGACGCCGUUUGCAAAACAGCAACAAGGUUUGAGUCCAAGCCGAGGUGGACAAAGAAACGGCGCGUUGAGUUCUCAUUCGUCUGCAUCCUCGUCGUCAUUAUCGUCCGCGAUUUCGCCUUCGCCGAACUAUUUGAUUCCUCAGUUCUUCUUCCCGAACAAGAAGUGGAUUCCAGAGAUCAAAUCGGCAAAGAUUAUGGAAAAAUUUACGCAAAAGUUCAACGACGUCUUGCAUAACGAAACGCCGGGCGUUUUGAGCAAAGAAGCGUUUUCGAGUUUGGUGAGAGAAUUCAUCGGCAUUCCGAGUUAUUUUGGCCCGUUGAUUAUGAAACGCGCGACGGAUAUGUGCAGUAGUAAAGUAGAGGAUGGUCCGACAUCGUCGGUAUCGUCUACAAAAUCAGCGAAUACGACGGAAAUGAAGGAUUUUGAAGAUGACUUUGGAGAAGAGGAUUCGGAAGACGUGACUCAAAUCAAAAGAGAUGACUUCUUGCGCUUUUGGAAGAAAACAUUGUCGAGAUAUAACGACGAGACGGAAAUGAUUUACAACAUCUUGAAAGAUCCGAAGCAAAAAGGCGAUUUCGUCUCGCAAAACGAUUUCAGAUCAGUUAUUCGAGCGUUGCUCGAUACUCAUCCGGGAUUAGAGUUUUUGAAGCACACGGCGGAGUUUCAAGAUCGAUAUUUAGAAACCGUCAUAUAUAGAAUCUUUUACACGGUAAAUAAAGAUUGGAACGGUCGAAUGACGUUGAGAGAGUUGAAGAAAUCCGAUUUGAUCAGCGCGUUUAAACAGUGCGAAGUCGAAGAGGAUAUCAACAAAGUCUUGAGAUUUUUCAGCUACGAGCACUUUUACGUGAUUUAUUGCAAAUUCUGGGAGCUCGAUACCGACCACGAUUUCUUAAUCGACCGAGACGAUUUGUUGCGAUACGGGAACCACGCUUUGACGUAUAAAAUCGUCGAUCGCGUUUUAUCGGAAAGCGUGAAGCCAUUCACUUCCGGCGUUCCUGGUAAAAUGGGAUACGAAGAUUUCGUUUGGUUCGUCCUAUCCGAAGAGUACAAAUCUCAAGACUUGUCCAUUAAAUAUUGGUUCAAGUGCGUGGACAUCGAUAACGACGGGUUCUUAUCUAGCGGUGAUUUAGCGUAUUUUUACGAGGAGCAAUUGCAACGAAUGGAGUGCUUGGCUCAAGAACCAGUGUUCUUCGAGGAUAUCGUGUGCCAAUUGACGGAUAUGAUAAAACCAAAGAUUGAAGGUUUCAUCACUUUAGAGGACAUGGUGCGCUCGUUGCCCAUGAGUGGGAACACGUUCAACGUCUUGUUCAAUCUGAACAAAUUCAUCUUAUUCGAAACCCGAGAUCCGUUUACUAUUCGUCAAGAGCGAGAAGAGAAACACUUAACCGAGUGGGAUCGAUUUGCACGAGUGGAAUACAUGCGUUUAUCUCAAGAAGACGACGAAAUAAUGUCCGAAGCCGACGACGUGGAGAACUUGUCCUCGUUCGCGGUGAGCAUGAACGAGGACGAGGACGAGGAUACUAAUAAUAAUAGCAGUAACAACAGUAGUGAUAGUAGUAGGAGUAGUAGGAGUAGUGGUGGUGGAAAAACGAACACUUCAUCUGCCUGGGACGACGACGACGAUGAUGAUGAUGAUGAAGAGUAUUAG